This is a messenger RNA of Trypanosoma rangeli, 1923 nucleotides long. RefSeq lists its product as uncharacterized. The transcript has a single exon. Bases 1 to 1923 code for a protein of 640 amino acids. The record is from RefSeq and is a predicted model, not a curated record. Gene Ontology annotation, molecular function: protein binding. NCBI's taxonomy places the organism in Eukaryota, Euglenozoa, Kinetoplastea, Trypanosomatida, Trypanosomatidae.
AUGUCUACUGUCAGCAUGGCCGAGAACACUGAUAGUGCUUUCACCGAUAUUAAACUGGAGAGGCUAGAGCAACUCGUGACGAACAUCAACGCGAAGUAUGGAGCCCUCCAGCGGCAGUUGAUGCAGAGUUCACAAAGUCAGUCUACAUUGUGGCACGCCCUCACACUGGGCUCUGCGGCUUUUGAGGGAAAAUCGUCGGUUCCUCUUGCCAGUUUGAGCGCAAACGGCCUUCUUUCCGUUCCAACGGUCCACCUAUCCUCUAAGACAACAUCUAACAGCCCGCAUAGGUCAAGCUACUCUCACGAGCGUGAACUUUGCAUCGCGGCAUCUGAGCUAUUUCAGUACCUGAAUGGUGGUAUUAACUACCGUGUUAUGUGUAUGCAAUACCAGACGAUGAUAGAGCUACUUCUGAAGAUGCUGAGAGAGGACAUUCAGCUGGUACGUCAGACAGAUAUUUUGCCAGGUGGCACGCUGGAUAGGGCCCAUACCGUCUUAUCUGAACUUAUACAGGAAUCGAAAGAGCUUAUAAUUAAAAACGGUGUCAUUCCGAGGUCUGAACUGCAAAGAAUGGAAAAUGUGGCGAGUAAAAGUCAAGGUAAAGAAGGCGAAGCGACCAGUCAGGAGAACACUCUGCCUGUUGCAUUCACAUCUAAUGAUGCCUAUAACAUCAAUUCCAGUACGCAAAGUAGGUCUGAACGGCAGAGCAUUGGAAGAGGGCAUGGAAGCAAGCAUGAGUCACAUGUGACUAUCAGUGCCCCAACUGUGGGGUCAGACCAGGAAAAACCGUUUUUUCCGCUGCCGUUUUACACUUCCGAAUCCAAAUUUGAGAGUGAGGAUAUAUAUGACGUAGAAACACCGCGUACCUCACGAACGGAAGAAGAUGCGGUGAAUAAGUUUCAAGCCAGCUGGAUUGCAAGGCCUGAAAGCGAUGAGGCGUUGAAGGCGGACAGCAACCCCCGCAACCGAUCCCGUUAUCACUAUAUGGAAGAACUAUAUAACAAACUUUAUCUCGAUGAGGGCAUGCAUAUGUUAGUUGAAAUGAUGCAAUUGGUUUUUUUAAAGGAAUACAUUCAUGCGGAUUCAAAAACAGGGGAUGAGGCCUUUGCAAAAUUUAAAGAAGAUAUUGACAAUGAACUUUUACCGUAUAUUCAGAGCUACGAUGCACUGGUUUCCCCCAAGAUGCAGCCCUUACUACGUUCUACCUACGUAUUGAAUUGUUUACAACAUCAUAUUCAAUCCAAUGAAGAAUUGCUGAAAAUUUUGCAACGCAUUGAUUCUGAGCGUGACACCUCCUCGGUGGCUCUUGCCAAGAUGGACUUGUGCGACGCUGAUAUGAGGCCAUUCAUUGCAUUGCUACCGAGACUGAGUUGUCUUCGUUCCUUGGAUCUUAGUCACAACAACAUUCAUGACGCCGGAGUUCACGAGCUGUGUUCCGUACUUGAAGGUCACCCAUCACUUGAACUGCUGGACCUCUCUGAUAACCCUCUCACCGACACAGCUGGUGCGGAGUUGAUACAGCUGGCGACCACCACGACCAACCUGAAGGUGGUGGGCCAGCAGGGCAUUGGGUUCAGUGAACAUACACGUGAAGCACUCGGUUCUCAGCUUCAAAAGAACCGAAUUGCAUGUGGCACUUCAUUCAUGCCGAAUCAGCUUUUAAGCGGAGUUGGUGGCUUUAAGCACAAUGAGUUGUGGAAACGAACUCUGAAGAGGCGCUUAGCGCCCCUUGGGUUAAGAGGCGGAACCCAGCCUCUACCGGCUCUGAUGUCAACGCCUAGCUGCGUGUUGUCAUCUCAAGGAACGAACACAGUAGUUUCUUGUAGUGUAGGCAUGCUACGUAGCGUGCGUCUGCCGUAUCUGACAGCAAUGCGGGGCGGUCCAGCAAGCGGUGGAAAACGCGUGAGUAGUAGCAGCCCCCGAUGA